Molecule: messenger RNA, 1554 nt
Organism: Sparassis crispa
Lineage: Eukaryota; Fungi; Basidiomycota; Agaricomycetes; Polyporales; Sparassidaceae
Exons: 12
Coding region: 1-1554 (517 amino acids)
Source: RefSeq, a predicted model, not a curated record
AUGGUACGGGAAACCGUCAGGAAUAAACCUACCGUAAAAUCUGUUGCAGCUUCUGCCAUCCCGGAGCCGUCUUCCAAAGUUAAGUCCAAUGUAUCCGAGAGCCGAGAAGCAGCACAACCUUCUAGCAGCAAGACCGCCGACAAUGAAGCACGCAUGUACUCCCAUUUUAUGUCUCUAGGUGCUCCCGAGGUGGGCGAGCAGGAAUUUGGACGGUUGUGCAGGGGCCCUCUUGCGGAUGCACUAUUGUUCGCCGCCGAACAUGUCAAAGGAAGAAGCGAAACAGCAUCCGCCAGAGUAGCCAUUCAGAGUAUGCGUGAAACUGGGAAGAACAAGCAUGUUGAUACAGCCGAGUCGUCAUAUCUGAGGGCAAGGCAUGCGAAUGCACGUACCGUCUGUGCGAAGAAUGACUACGAAUCUAUGCAGGCCACUUUAAACGAUUUUUCUAAGUCGGUGGCAAAGCUGGAGAAUGAGGUCUAUCACUUGCAAAAGGCGCUGGAAAACAAACGCAUGACCAUCUUUCUACUGAAAAUCUUGAAAAGGAAGGAGAAUAUGCACAGUGCUAGGUUUGCUGAGUUAAUCAGACUACUAGAAGAUCUCAGGGAAAAUGCUCCACCGAAGUCAGGAUUCGAAAAGCUAGAUGCCGAAUCGAAUGAUUCACCGCCUUAUAAGCCAUCCCCGUCGUUUUCAUUAGGCACGCGCGUGGAGCCCACUCGUGAUGUCCUUGCGGCCCUCCGAGCCCAUCACGUCCAAUUGUCACGCUUCUCCAAGUAUUCUGCCAACAGUGCCUCAACUGGGACGGCUGAGACUCGACUUCUGAAGACCCUUGCGAGCGCCAUGAAAUUGCCGGAAGAUAAUGUGCAGGUCAUCGCAGGAUAUACGAAGUGCUUGAAGCUGGCUAAGAUACGAGCUAGAGAGAACCUCCAGUAUCAAUCCCCUCUCGACCCAAAGUCGACGAGCGAGGCGGAUGAUAUAAAUCUGGAUGCCGUUCUGAAGAGAGUUAUCCACAAGGAAAACAAUGUGCAACACCUCUCGGAUUCCGCGGUCGCUCUUCAAUGGUCAUGCGGGCGCGCCGUACAAUCGAUAUCUGCGUUCGUCGAGACGACGAUACCGGAGCUACGCGAAUCCCUCAGGGAAGAGGCGAGUGUUACUGAGGGCUACGUCGAUGCUCUACGCCUGUCUGUCGUGAACAGAGCGGAAACUUCAACAAUGACUUAUGGCAGUGCCGAUACAGGCAGUCCAUAUCAGCAUGAGGGCAAGGCGUGGCAUCGAACUCUGGAAGAGGUGCAGACAGCCAUUGAAGAGACGUACGCGAGAGAGCAAUUCUUGCGCCGCGCUACCCUUCUCGACAGCAGCAACGCACACCAGCAUGAGCACAGAGAAUUGAUCGCCACACACAUGGAACUUCAAGCCAAGGCGGACGAGCGCAUCGGGAACCUCCUCGCACGCAAACUCGAGAAAGCGCGGGUGGGCGAUGUCCUGACGAGGGAUGUAGAGCAAUUGGCGACAGAGGUGAAGAUCGUGGCCAGCCUGGUUAGCCCGAGUGAGAGAAGUUGA